AUGCAUUUUCCAGGUCAUGAUGGUAAACCAGGACUGGCUGGUCCUCAAGGUGUUCGGGGAGUGGUAGGAAAUCCCGGUGAACAGGGUCUGCCAGGUCCAGCAGGACCUAUAGGUAUGCCGGGUAAUCCAGGCUCAUGUGCUCACUGUGAAGGUCAAAGAAAAUCUGGUUUGCCACAAGCUGUUGAAGAAGUUCAACAGUACGGUGAAGCUCAGCCUAAUCAAGAAACGUAUCGUCAGAAAAUUCCAGCUACCCAACUGCCAAGUUAUUCAGCCGCUGAACCAGUGGAACCGCCAUCUACUCGUCCACUGCAAACUGUCGAAAAAAAGCAGCAGUACGGUGAAGUUGAACCUAGUCAACAAGCAUAUCAACGGAAAGUUCCAGCUACUCAAUUACCAAGUUAUUCAGCUGCUAAACCAGCAGCAUCGCCACCACCAUCCAUUCCAUCAACUCGCUACAAUAAUGAAUAUUUGUGGAUAUAA
This is a messenger RNA of Dracunculus medinensis (Guinea worm), 480 nucleotides long. NCBI's taxonomy places the organism in Eukaryota, Metazoa, Nematoda, Chromadorea, Rhabditida, Dracunculidae. The record is from the annotation of a GenBank genome assembly.